Molecule: messenger RNA, 2165 nt
Organism: Aedes aegypti (yellow fever mosquito)
Lineage: Eukaryota; Metazoa; Arthropoda; Insecta; Diptera; Culicidae
Exons: 9
Coding region: 149-2095 (648 amino acids)
Cellular component (GO): nucleus
Molecular function (GO): zinc ion binding; sequence-specific DNA binding
Source: RefSeq, a predicted model, not a curated record
CCAUCUUCAUGAUGUUAAUUUUCGAUACUCACGUUAGCAAAAACCGAAAACAAACACAAGUUUUUUAACAUUUUCUGCAAAAUUUAUCGUUAUUUUCCGUAAAUAAUACCGUUGAUCGAUAGAAAUUCCAAUUCUACAUCGACAAGUGAUGGUGCCCUCGACCAAAAUCGGUCAAAAGUGUAUCAUUUUUGGAUGCAAAAAUCGUUCUGGUGUACACCAGGGAAAUGAGGUUAGUUUCUUCCCGGUCGCUUGCCGAGGGAACCAGGUCUACCACCGGUGGGCAAAACUUAUGCCCCUGUCAGGGGAUAGACAUGAGCGGAUUUGCAGCCAGCAUUUUGCGGCCAACGAUUUUAUCGAAAAUACCAGACAGAAACUGAAAAAUGGCGCAGUUCCAACGGUAAAGCUGCAAGACGGGAAAAUACAGCGUCGGAAAGGAUGUUGUGUCCCAAAAUGCAAUCCAAACAGGACAAAACGGGGACUCCACCACUUCCCUAUGCAAAAAUACGUCCGUCAGAAGUGGAAAGAGGCAUUGGGAAUGGAUGAAGCGCAAGACCCGGCCGGCCUCUUGAUAUGUAAUCGCCACUUUCUAACUUCCGAUUUUGUAAAAGUAACUUCCAGAUACCUGAAAGCUACUGCGGUUCCGUCGAGGAAGUUAGUCAGGUUAAUUAAUCUUCCGCGGCGGAUGUUGGUACACCUUGAUUCACACUUGGAGGACCACAAUUACAGCGUAUAUGCAGGCAAACCACAGAGUAACCGAAUAGGCUUUGUUGAAGGAUGUCGAUCAAAACCGGAAGGCAACGUAAAAUUGCACAAGUUUCCAGUUUCACGGGACCCAAAGUACAAAAAGGAGAAUCGGAUUUCAAAAUGCUCCAAGCUGCCAACACGAAAUUCAACAGUUAGCAGUUUACAUUUCAGAAAGACCGACUCUAUCAAAGGCAAUCCUGCUAAAGAUACGGAUGUGCUUGACAUCGAUUGGGUUCCAACGAUAAAAGCUUCGAGCUGCAGUACGGUACUGGUAGACGAUGAUCCUGCCGAAAGCCUAGUCGAAUAUGCUUGUCCCGAAGAAGAUGGAAAACUCGACGAAUACUCAUCUACAUUGUGCCGAGCUUGUGGACAAAAUCUGCCAGAUGAUCCAGCACUCAGUGAUAGCUUUCAAAAUUACGCGCACAUGUACUUGGCGUUCACUAAUCUGCAGCUUCAUCCCCGGGAAAAUCCAGAAGAACUGCGCAUAUGUCCGGAUUGCAAGAACAAAUUACACGAGUUCGAACAGCUUCGAGAAACAUUCAUCAACGUACACUGGAGGCUGCUUGAAGUGAAACCAGAACUACGAGAUAACCAUGAAGGGUUCGACAGCAAUGCUGUAGUCGAGAAAAAUCCUUCAAUAAAUGAAGCCAUAGUAUCUGACAUAAACUCGUUAGAGCAAGAUGUGUCUCAAAAUGAUUUGUAUAAUCAAACUACCGAGCAAUUGGAGUCCAUUGUGAAAGUAGAACCAGUAGACUAUUGUUCAGAAGACAACGCUGACGAUCGGAACGAACAAAAGGCUUUUGGAUACUCAUUCCAGAUAACUAAGGAAUCUAGCAGUGAUUCGGAGCUCUCAACGAGCUCAACCUCGGAUGAUCAAAGCGAAAUGCUUCCACCAACAAUGAAGAAGAAAAAGAAAAGUCUCGAAGAGCUGUAUCCAUACGACAAAUCGCAGAGGAACAAAUUUUACAUUCCAAGGAAAAGGAAAAAGUUUCCCCGACAAUUCGACUGCCGGUGCCCAAAAAAGUGUUCAACCCUGUUCGAAUCCGAACAAGUCCUGGAGCAUUUUUUCCAUAAGUUCUGGGCAUCCGUAGAUAAAACACGCCAAAGGAAAAUGGUCUUGGAGUAUGUUCGGGCCAUGCCAGUGCGCCGAAUACGUUGUAGGCCCCAAAGGGUACGACCGGAACGAGCUGUAAUGUUUCAAUACUUCGUUCCUACGGAAGACUGCGAUGUGAGAGUUUGUCAGAGGUUUUUCCUCGGAAUUUUACAAACCACGAGUCAAACGGUUUACAGGUACAUUUAUGGAAAGACUGGAGACAGGGAUAGUGCACAGGAUGAAAUCAUCAUACCGUAGUUGGCUGAUAAUUUAUAUUAGGUUAAUAACACUAUUUUGCCAUAUUAAAUGAUAUAGAAUCAAACUUCAA